AUGGAAACAUAUUUACAAUACCGCCGGAUAGGACAGGCCCUGAAGAAGCAACUUGAGUCUGAUGUCGAAAACGUACGGAGCUUGCCAUGCCUUUCUCGCCAAAAGACUCAGACUGUCGACGGUAGAACAGUCCUUGUCGUUGAAUGGGAUGGACCAGACGAUCCUCUGAAUCCACGCAACUGGCCCUUUAACAAACGCUUCAGAGCAAUGUUGGUAGUAUGCAGCAUUGGCUGCCUUGUCGGUGCUGCGUCAUCCCUGGAUGGUGCAGUCAUCUCCCAAGCCGCGAAGAGCCUCGGAGUCAGUCAAGUUACAGAAAGUUUUGGUGCCAUCAGCAGCUUUCUGCUGGGCUUUGGGCCUGGGGCAUUGAUUAGUGGUCCGUUUUCAGAAGUUCUUGGCAGAAACCAGGUCUAUUUGCCCUCCCUGACGUUAUUGUGUAUCUUCAUCACAGCAUCAGCUCUUGCACCUGAUGUCGGCAGUCAGAUCGUUUUCCGGUUCCUUGCCAGCGUUGUGGGAGCGGCACCUUCAGUGUGCGCUGGAGGAUCGAUUGCCGACAUGUUCACGGCAUUGGAGAAGACCUUCAUGUUUCCAUUCUUCAGCAUAUUCGGAUUCGGAGGAGCAGCGCUCGGUCCUGUGAUGGCUGCUUGGAUUCCGGAAUCACCUAUCCUUCAUUCUUGGCGCUGGGCAGAAUGGGUGACUCUCAUGUUCGCAGGAGUGGUCCUUUUUAUGACCUUCUUCUUUCAACCGGAGACCUACCCUCCCGUCUUGCUGAGCUGGAAGGCGAGGCAGUUACGUAAGAUCACGAGCGAUGAUCGAUAUUAUGCCGAGCACGAAAUUGAACACAUAACGUUGGUGACACGUCUGAGGACUGCUCUUCGCCGGCCAUUUACCCUCGCACUCCACGAACCGAUAAUUCAGCUUGUCUCACUCUAUCUGUGUCUGGUCUAUAUCAUCCUUUUCACAUUCCUCAAUGGGUACGACUUUAUUUUUCGCCUGACAUACGAGAUUUCCCAGGGGUUGACGAAUACAAUCUUUCUCGGGAUAUUCGUUGGCGUCUGUGUCGCAUUCGGAUGUGUACCAUGGAUUUACAAAUUGACAGUCAAAGUCCAGCGUAAGGCGGAGGCCGACGGCAAGACGCAAUUCGAUCCUGAGGUUCGACUAUGGUACUCUAUGCUGGGUGCACCUGCCAUGCCAAUCUCAUUGUUCUGGAUGGCCUGGACAUCUUACCGCAGUAUAUCAAUUUGGUCUUCGAUUGCUGCCUCCGUCAUGUUCGGGCACGCGGGUGUGUUGGCCUUCACCACCACAUACAUGUAUCUGAUCGACACGUAUGAGACAUAUGCUGCCAGCGCGCUUGUGUUCGCCACGCUCUCUCGCUACGUUUGUUCUGGUGGGAUGGUAGUUGUCGCGACCCCGUUCUACCAGAAUGUUGGACACCACUGGACACUUACGAUCCUCGGAUGCGUGAGCCUCUUGCUGACACCUAUCCCCUACGUUUUCUACAGGUAUGGGCAUAUCAUUCGACAAAAGAGUCGUUUUGCAGUUACCAGCAAGAACGGCCAGAAUAUUGGGCAGUUGGAAGUGCCUGUUUCAGUGCGUAUACCGCCAAACGAAGAAGACUAG
Molecule: messenger RNA, 1617 nt
Organism: Cladophialophora psammophila CBS 110553
Lineage: Eukaryota; Fungi; Ascomycota; Eurotiomycetes; Chaetothyriales; Herpotrichiellaceae
Exons: 1
Coding region: 1-1617 (538 amino acids)
Biological process (GO): transmembrane transport
Molecular function (GO): transmembrane transporter activity
Source: RefSeq, a predicted model, not a curated record